GAUCCAGCAUUCGGUCAACGAACACAGCACACUGUUUUCGGUUCCAAUCUACGGGACAGAGUGUCACAAACGCGUGAUAUCAUUAUUUACGAGAGACAACGCGGGGCGCGAACUCAAGUCGAUCAGGUCUCGUCGAAUUAUGUAAGGGAAGAGCGCGUCGUUUUCAAGGAGACGAAACGUCGACGUGCGCGAAAAUAUUCAGCAAUUGCUCAAUACCGCGAGCGCGGGACAUUGAAAUCGAAUUAAGCUGCUGCUGCGGCAGGCGCAACCAACCAUACCCUACCCCUUCGGAGAGGUUUUCUACCCAAUAGAGGGAGGCUCUCGGCGGUGUCGAUUGUUUUCCAUAGGAUAAACUAGUUUCGUUCCCUAACGGCUCGUUCAGUGAUAGCCAGUAGACCCGAUCGAACGCGUGCUAGCUUAUAGUGUGCUUAGCCUAGUGCUUUACUUUUUGUUCAGUAGUUCUGGAUAUCUCUUAGAAAAGUGAAAGUGUUAUCUCGGCUCGGAAAAUGAAGGUGCUAAACGUCGUUCCUGCAGCGUAUCUGUUCUUGGUGGCGCUUUUGUCCACGACGACCUACAGUGGCACUUCGGUUCAAGCUCAGGAGCCACUAUUCGAGCUGCCGGUACAACUGAUCGGUUUCCCCGUUAUUAUCCUGUCCGUGCGGCUGGCCAACUUUGCCAAGAAACUUGCGUACUCGGUCAAUCCAAAAACCUACCAAUCGCGCAGCCGGCGGGAAACGUUGGCCGGUGCUGGCGAACUGACGGAUGAGGAAAUCUCCCGAAUGGCCGUUGACGUUGCCCAGGCGGAACGCAAAAUCCUGCAGGAGUUUGGCCCGAAGGCGUGCAUCGAAGAAGAACCAUGCCGACUGCAUGCGGUUCGAUCGACUCGCACUACUAGCGCCCCUGGAGACUACCAACCGGACUGGAACGAUAUCUUGAAGAACUACAAGGUGCGAGCCUCCGGCAUGAAGCAGUGGUACCUGCUGUCGGUGUUCAUCGGAGACUACAUCCGGGAUGUGCAGUUCUGCAAGCAGCUGUCCAAGCGGUUGGCGUGCGAUCGGAACCAGAAGGAAUUCGUGCGGGAUUGAGGCGCGGAAAAGCAGUUAGAUUAGGUGUUAAGUAGUGCGAAUGGAUUAAAUUAUUUUCUGUAAAUAGACUUUCAUCUAUUUUGUAUGAGAAAUUGCCAAAAGAAAGUUGAAGCCUUUUCAAAUCUCUAAA
Messenger RNA from Aedes aegypti (yellow fever mosquito), 1215 nucleotides. RefSeq lists its product as uncharacterized. The record is from RefSeq and is a predicted model, not a curated record. NCBI's taxonomy places the organism in Eukaryota, Metazoa, Arthropoda, Insecta, Diptera, Culicidae. The coding region runs from base 507 to 1085 and encodes 192 amino acids. The transcript has 3 exons.